Molecule: messenger RNA, 5940 nt
Organism: Platichthys flesus (European flounder)
Lineage: Eukaryota; Metazoa; Chordata; Actinopteri; Pleuronectiformes; Pleuronectidae
Gene: myo6a
Product: myosin VIa
Exons: 36
Coding region: 169-4059 (1296 amino acids)
Biological process (GO): actin filament organization; inner ear morphogenesis; endocytosis
Cellular component (GO): cytoplasm; ruffle; actin cytoskeleton
Molecular function (GO): microfilament motor activity; actin filament binding; ATP binding
Source: RefSeq, a predicted model, not a curated record
GACUGCUGCGGGAGUCGGAGGCUGCGGGGCGGGGAGAGAGAGGAGACGGCAGCCGGAGCGGACGCCUGUCAUCCGGAGACUCCCGGAAUAACACGAUUCAGCCACCGGACGAUCCCCCGCGGAGUCCCGGGAGUUUACACCCACAAAGAGAACCCUCAGAGCGGAGCGAUGGAGGACGGGAAGCCGGUGUGGGCUCCGCACCCGACGGACGGGUUCCAGCUCGGGACCAUCGUGGACAUCGGAGCCGACAGCCUCAGCAUCGAACCUCUCAAUGGGAAGGGAAAGACGUUCCUGGCUCAGAUCAGCCAGGUCUUUCCUGCAGAAGAGGACGUUAACAAACACAUGGAGGACAACUGUUCUCUGAUGUACCUGAACGAAGCCACUCUGCUCAACAAUGUUCGUGUGAGAUACAGCAAAGACAAGAUUUAUACGUUCGUAGCCAACAUCCUGAUCGCGGUGAACCCGUACUACGACCUCCCAAAGCUUUACUCGCCGGAGACCAUCAAGCAGUACCGGGGCCGGUCUCUGGGGACGCUGCCGCCGCACGUGUACGCCAUCGCCGAUAAGGCCUACAGGGACAUGAGGGUUCUGAAGAUGAGCCAGUCCAUCAUCGUCUCGGGGGAGUCCGGAGCCGGGAAGACGGAAAACACCAAGUUUGUGCUCAAAUACCUGACGACCUCGUAUGGAACCGGGCAGGACAUCGACGAGAGGAUCGUGGAAGCCAACCCCCUGCUGGAGGCUUUUGGAAACGCGAAGACCGUGAGGAACAACAACAGCAGCCGCUUCGGAAAGUUUGUGGAAAUCCACUUUAACGAGAAGAACACGGUGGUGGGCGGCUUCGUUUCCCACUACCUGCUGGAGAAGUCCAGGAUCUGCAGGCAAAGCAAAGAGGAGAGAAACUACCACAUCUUCUACCGACUGUGCGCCGGGGCGUCCGAGGACAUCAGGCAGAAGUUUCACCUCAGCUCCCCCGACACCUUCAGGUACCUGAACAGAGGCUGCACUCGCUUCUUCGCUUCCAAAGACACCGACAAGCAGAUCCUGCAGAACCGCAAGAGCCCCGAGCACCUGAAGUCCGGCCCCCUGAAGGACCCGCUGCUGGACGACCAGGGCGACUUCAACCGGAUGUGCGUGGCCAUGAAGAAGAUCGGCCUGGACGACACGGAGAAGCUGGACCUGUUCCGGGUGGUGGCCGGCGUGCUGAACCUGGGGAACAUCGACUUCGAGGAGACGGGCAGCACGUCAGGCGGCUGCACCAUCAGGAAGCAGUCCAGUCAGACGGUGGAGCAGUGUGCCGAGCUGCUGGGCCUGGAGCAGGAUGACCUGAGGGUCAGCCUCACCUCCAGGGUGAUGCUCACAACUGCAGGGGGCGCCAAAGGAACAGUCAUCAAAGUGCCACUCAAAGUGGAGCAGGCCAACAACGCCCGGGACGCGCUGGCGAAGGCCGUGUACAGCCGGCUCUUCGACCACGUGGUGACCAGGGUCAACCAGUGCUUCCCAUUCGACUCCUCCGCCAACUUCAUCGGCGUCCUGGACAUCGCCGGUUUCGAGUACUUUGAACACAACAGCUUCGAGCAGUUCUGCAUCAACUACUGUAACGAGAAGCUGCAGCAGUUCUUCAAUGAGCGAAUCCUGAAAGAGGAGCAAGAGCUGUACCAGAAGGAGGGGCUGGGCGUCAACGAGGUUCACUACGUGGACAACCAGGACUGCAUCGACCUGGUGGAGGCCAAGCUGGUCGGCGUCCUGGACAUCCUGGACGAGGAGAACCGAUUACCUCAGCCCAGCGACCAGCACUUCACCGACACGGUUCACAACAAACACAAGGACCACUUCCGCCUCACGGUACCCAGGAAAUCGAAGCUGUCCGUCCACAGGAACGUGAGGGACGAUGAAGGAUUCAUUAUCAGACACUUUGCAGGAGCCGUGUGCUACGAGACGACCAAGUUCGUGGAGAAGAACAACGACGCGCUGCACAUGUCUCUGGAGUGUCUGGUCAGCGAGUCCAAGGACCGCUUCGUCCGCCAGCUGUUUGAAAACACCAACAACAAGGACGCCAAGCAGAAGACGGGGAAGCUCGGCUUCAUCAGCGUGGGCAACAAGUUCAAGACGCAGCUGAACAUCCUCCUGGAGAAGCUCCGCAGCACGGGCUCCAGCUUCAUCCGCUGCAUUAAACCCAACCUGAAGAUGGUCAGCCACCAGUUUGAAGGAGCUCAGAUCCUGUCCCAGCUGCAGUGCUCAGGUAUGGUGUCCGUGCUGGACCUGAUGCAGGGCGGCUUCCCCUCCAGGGCGCCGUUCCACGAGCUCUACAACAUGUACAUGAAGUACAUGCCUCCCAAACUCUGCCGCCUGGACCCACGCCUCUUCUGCAAGGCUUUGUUCAAAGCUCUGGGACUGAAUGAGAACGACUACAAGUUCGGCCUGACCAGAGUGUUUUUCCGGCCCGGGAAGUUCGCAGAGUUCGACCAGAUCAUGAAGUCGGACCCGGACCACCUGGCAGAGCUGGUGAAGAAGGUCAACACGUGGCUCAUCCACAGCCGCUGGAAGAAGGUCCAGUGGGGCGCCCUGUCCGUCAUCAAACUGAAAAACAAGAUUCUGUAUCGGACCAGCGCCUGUAUCCAGAUGCAGAAGACUGUUCGGAUGUGGCUCUGCAGGAAGAAGCACAAGCCAAGGAUCGACGGCUUGGUGAAGGUGCGGAACCUGAAGACGAGGAUGAGUCGCUUCAACGAGGUGGUGGCCGGGCUGACGGAGGGCAAGCAGGAGAUGAGCAAACAGAUCCAGGACCUGGAUUCUGCCAUCGACACCCUGAUGGCCAAAAUCAAGGUCACCAUGAUGACCCGGAUCGACAUCGACCACGAGUACCAGGCGCUGGUGACCCGGUCCGAGCAGCUGCUGACGGCCAUGCAGAACAAGAAGAAGGAGGAGGAGGAGAGGGAGCGGCUGCAGCGCAUCCAGGAGGAGAUGGACCGAGAGAAGAAGAGGAGGGAGGAGGAGGAGCAGCGCCGCAAGCAGGAGGAGGACGACCGGCGACUGAAAGCAGAGAUGGAGCUGAAGAGGAAGCAGGACGAGGAGGAGAGGAAGAGGAGGGAGGAGGAGGAGAGGAAGAUGCAGGUGGAGAUGGACGUGCAGCUGCUGGCGGAGCGGGAGGAGGAGGCGUCCCGGCAGGCGGUGCUGGAGCAGGAGAGGAGGGACCGGGAGCUGGCGCUGAGGAUCGCCCAGAGCGAGUCGGAGCUCAUCCCCGAGGAGGCGGCCGGCGACCUGCGCAGCAACGGCUCUUCAGUUCCAUCGUCCCCAGAGAGAGCAGCCGCCGCCGGAACCUCCAAGCUGCCGAGCAUGAGCAUGGAACAAAUGGCCAAAGAAAUGUCUGAACUUCUGGCUCGGGGUCCUGGCGUCCAGGCGUCCAAGGCGGCGGCCGGCGCCAAGAAGUACGAGCUGAGCAAGUGGAAGUACGCCGAGCUGCGGGACUCCAUCAACACCUCGUGUGACAUCGAGCUCCUGGCCGCCUGCAGGGAGGAGUUCCACCGCCGCCUGAAGGUUUACCACGCCUGGAAGUCAAAGAACAAGAAGAGGAACACGGAGACGGAGCAGAGGGCGCCCAAGUCCGUCACCGACUACGAUCCUUCACCUCCUGUGAGAGCAGCAUCCCAGCAGAACCCGGCCCCCCCCGUCCCGGCCCGGCAGUACGAGGUGGCGAUGAACCGGCAGCAGCGCUACUUCCGCAUCCCGUUCAUCCGGCCCAGCGACCAGUACAAGGACCCGCAGAACAACAAGAAGGGCUGGUGGUACGCCCACUUCGACGGGCCCUGGAUCGCCAGGCAGAUGGAGCUGCAUCCCGACAAACACCCCAUCCUGCUGGUGGCAGGGAAGGACGACAUGGACAUGUGCGAGCUGAGUCUGGAGGAGACGGGCCUGUCCAGGAAGAGGGGCGCGGAGAUCCUGCCCCGGCAGUACGAGGAGAUCUGGGAGCGCUGCGGCGGCGUCCAGUACCUCCGCAGCGCCAUCGAGAGCCGACAAGCCCGGCCCACCUACGCCACGGCCAUGCUGCAGAGCAUGUUCAAGUGACGAGGAGGGGGCGGGGCUUCUGCCAUCGAAGGGACGGGUCCGCCAGCUAACACAGACGGCGUCCGAGCGCCGCGGGAGGGCCGGGACGUUUGGCAUCGAACUCUAUGCAGAAAAAAAUCAGAACUGAUCACAUCCGGUUGUUUUCCAAGGAGUUCUCCUCUCGUGUCUGAUGGUUUAACUACGAGGCCUUAACACAACGUUAACAGGGUUUAAUCACCACGAGGUCCACCUCUUCUUCUUCUCUCUUUAGCUCCGCCUCCCAAACCACAAGCUCCAGAUUCCCGUUAGUGUAACAUUCCUGACCACGCCCCUGACGUGGUUUCAUGAUAACCUGUUUACAUCGAGUGGCUCCGGAGUCGAGACGCUGAACCAGCGUCACACCGCUCCUCCUUCAGUCUGAUCUUUAUUUGACCUCGAUGAUUUGUUCCUGUCGUGAUUCCUUCUUUUCCUCAUCGUGUGAUUUCAUGUCGACUUAAUGAGAAACUUUGUGACUUUGAGACCAAACGUUGCUUGAGACAUUUUGUUUUGGGGACCGAGCAGUGAUUCAGCUCCGUGAUUAGUUUCUGCAGAAAAAUGUGAAUUAAUUAUGCAACUGCUGAUCUGCGACUGUGCUGCUGCUUCAGAGCAGAUCAGUGGAGAGUCUUUGAAUCAUCCUUAGUCUUUAAAUGAAAUCUUUGUACACGACGAAACUUAAAUUGCAAACUUAGUGAUUCCAACAUGUUUUUCUUUGACUUUAUCUUUAAAAUAUUAAUUCUACAUUUGGCUGUUUGUUAAAUAAAUUCACCUGAUUCUAGAAAAUGUUUGAGAUGUCAGUGGAUGUGGACAAAGCGCUGGAACCGGAACCUUCUUCCAACACGGAGAUCUUUUCUAUGAAGUCACGUGAGUUCGGUUUGUGACGCUUCCACCGGGAGGUUUAUUUUUAAAAGAACGAUUUCUACCUGAGCCUGUGAGGUCGUGAGAGAAGCGGCGAACCAGGUCACAUGAUCCGAGUCGUCCGUUUGUCGUCAACACUUUAGAGACAAUCCCCCCCCCCCCCCCUCCCCCCCGCCCGAGGCCGCUGACUCCUCCUGAUGCACCGGAACCAGGUGACCUGUCUGAACCAAUGGUCUGAACACGUCAACACGCAGGAGCAGGGAAACCCACCAGCUCCAGGAAACUGCUUCCUAAACGUUUCACCUCUGGUUUCCACUUCAUGAAACUGAUGAAAAAUACCAAAAACAAUGUGACGAGUUUGGUUCAGACUCUAGUUUAAAUUUCAUAAAUUGUAAAUGAAGAUCGGCGACACGUCUCAUAUAAACGCUGCCACCUUGUGGUGAUGACGUCAUAAAGUCAGAGUCUGAGUCGUGGUAUCGAGGUCCCGCCCACAAAUCGCACAACCAAUCAUGAGUGAGUCUCAGCUGUCAAUCAUGACGUCUCGGCUGGUUUUUAAUGAAUGAAUUAACUGAUUCAAACCAAACUGAUCAGAAACAUCUUUACAAACAUUUAUUCACUCUGCGUGUGACCUGCAGCCACCAGGGGGCGAUCAGGGGCUGUCGUUAUUUAGGUGCUGUCUUGUCGUCCAUCUUUGUUUACAGACUGCGGCUGAUUGGUCGAACAGAACUGAACCUUUAUGGUGAAAAGUCGUCAUUAGGUUCGUUCAUAUCAUAAAAUCUGACCAGUAACAGGUCAAAUUCAUCAGUUUCAUUCUAGUUUGAAAUCAAACGUUGUUUUUGGUCCCGGCCUCGUUUUGAUUCUGUCUGAAAACUCUUUGUGUUGAUGUCGAGUGUAAACGUCCGGGCGACGACCUCCUGACCUCCUGACCUACUGACCUCCUGACCUCCUCAGGAAGCUUUUCUAACACUGAUCUCUAACUGAUGAAUAAAAGCUGUUUCCCUCUCCUCG